Molecule: messenger RNA, 654 nt
Organism: Fusarium musae
Lineage: Eukaryota; Fungi; Ascomycota; Sordariomycetes; Hypocreales; Nectriaceae
Exons: 2
Coding region: 1-654 (217 amino acids)
Source: RefSeq, a predicted model, not a curated record
AUGGCUUUUGCAGGAAAGGUCAUAGCAAUCACUGGAGGUGCACAGGGCAUCGGUUUAGCAACGGCAAGGCUGGUUGCGAGCAGGGGCGCCUCCACUAGCAUACUCGACAACAACCCAACAACACUUGAGUCUGUGGAGAAGGAGUUCAUUGCAAACAAAUGGCCGAUUCACACAUUUACUGCAGAUAUCCGUCAAGCUGACCAGGUUGAUGCUUGGAUCGAGAGUGCCGUGAAGAGAUUCGGCCGUCUCGAUGGUGCGGUCAACGCUGCCGGAACAGUCGGGAAGUUUCAUGGCCAGAAGCCAAUAGCGCUUCUAGAUGACGACGAUUGGAACCUCGUUAUGGGUAUCAACGUCAACGGCGCUCCAGGUUGUGCGCCAUAUGCAACAUCCAAGCACGCCGUUAUCGGACUGACUAUGAGUGCCGCCCAUGAUUACGGAUCUCAUGGUAUAAGGAUCAACGUCGUGUCGCCAGGUGGGACUCAUGGGCCGUUGAUGAAGAGCGUGGUUGGUGACAUGCCUCCUCCACCUCCCUCUGUCUUGGGAAAGUACGGACAGCCUGAAGAGGUCGCUUUGCAGAUUGCGUGGCUUCUGGGGCCUGAGAGCACUCAUAGCUCGGGCAGUAUUUUCCGGGUUGAUGGCGGGGAGUUUUGUUAG